AUGGCUUCGGAGCUGGACGUGCGCGCCCGGCUGCAGCGCGCCGGCCAGGAGCACCUCCUGCGCUUCUGCGCCGAGCUGGCGCCGGGGCCGCGUGCCGCGCUGCUGGCCCAAUUGGAGCCCCUGGAGCCCGAGGCGCUGCGCGAGCACUGCCGGCGCGCGGCCGCCGCCUGCGCGCGCCCCCUGGCCCCCGCGCCUGACCUGGCCGCGCGCCUGCGGCCCCUGCCUCCCGAGCGCGUAGGCAGCGCGAGCGGGGUCGCCCCCCAGACGCGGCGGCUCUGGGAGGAGGAAGGUUUCCACCAGAUCGCCCUGAACAAGGUGGCCGUGCUGCUGCUGGCUGGUGGGCAGGGCACUCGCCUGGGCGUGACCUACCCCAAGGGCAUGUAUCAGGUGGGGCUGCCCAGCCAGAAGACCCUGUAUCAGCUGCAGGCAGAACGGAUUCGGCGGGUGGAGCAGCUGGCUGGCGAGCGCUAUGGGACCCGCUGCACCGUGCCCUGGUACAUCAUGACCAGUGAGUUCACUCUGGGGCCCACAGCCAAGUUCUUCGAGGAGCAUGACUUCUUUCACUUGGACCCCAACAACGUGGUCAUGUUUGAACAGCGCAUGCUGCCUGCUGUGACCUUCGAUGGCAGGGCCAUCCUGGAGCAGAAAGACAAGGUUGCCAUGGCGCCAGAUGGCAACGGGGGCCUGUACUGCGCGCUGGCGGACCACCAGGUCUUAGAGGACAUGGAGCGGCGCGGAGUAGAGUUUGUGCACGUGUACUGUGUGGACAACAUCCUGGUGCGACUGGCCGACCCCGUCUUCAUCGGCUUCUGCGUGCUGCGGGGUGCCGACUGUGGAGCCAAGGUGGUGGAAAAGGCGUCCCCCGAGGAGCCGGUGGGCGUGGUGUGCCAGGUAGACGGCGUCCCGCAGGUGGUGGAGUACAGCGAGAUCAGCCCCGAGACGGCCCGGCUGCGUGCGCCCGGAGGGGGCCUGCUCUACAACGCGGGCAACAUCUGCAACCAUUUCUUCACGCGAGACUUCCUCCAGAUGGUCACCAGGGAGUUCGAGCCCUUGCUGAAGCCACACGUGGCUGUGAAGAAGGUCCCCUACGUGGACGAGGAGGGGAAUCCAGUAAAGCCACUCGAGCCCAAUGGGAUAAAGAUGGAGAAGUUCGUGUUUGAUGUGCUCCCGUUUGCCAAGAACUUCGUGGCCUUCCAAGUGCUGCGGGGGGAGGAGUUCUCCCCUCUAAAGAACGCUGACUCAGCUGAGAGAGACAACCCCUCCACGGCGCGGCGGGCCCUGCUCGCUCAGCACCACCGGUGGGCCCUGCAGGCGGGAGCCCACUUCCUGGACGCACACGGGACCCGGCUCCCCGAGCAGCCCAGCCCACCGGGCAGUGGAGAGCCUCCGGCCAUCUGCGAGAUCUCGCCCUUGGUGUCAUACUCUGGAGAGGGACUGGAGGUGUACCUGCGAGGCCGGGAGUUCGGGUCGCCGCUCAUCCUGGACGUGGACACGGCCAGGACACUGCAGGCCUGACUCCCUCCUAGACCUGCCGGCCCCGGGGUCCCCAAGGCUGAGGAAGCAGCCCCGGCCUGGGCUCCAAGGAGGAAAGCAGGCUGCUCUGAGUUCCUGACUGCAGAACAUGGACCGCAGAAGCAAGCAUGCUGGUUCACUCCACGAGGGCGGGGACUGUCCCGCCACCGGUCCCCUGGACCCGAGUGACCGCAGGCCUGCUGUGGGCCCUCUCGGCCUCUCUGGCUCUGCUCCUGCUGUGGGGCCCGGACCGCAGGCAGGGGGACCUGCGCAGCGGGGCUCAGAGGAGGCUGAUGGGGCCCGAGGGAGGUGCGGCAGCAUCGGCUGAGAGCCGCACCGGCCUGUCUGAGCUGAGACCUGAUGGGACAGGACGGGGCAGGGCCGCACGGUGGCUCCUCGGCCCCAGGCAAAGCCACACCGUGCUUUUCUGCAGAGAUGAGGACAGUGUCCUCCCCUCCCAGGGUGACA
Physeter macrocephalus (sperm whale) is the source of this 1980-nucleotide messenger RNA. It is a transcript of the gene UAP1L1, whose product is annotated as UDP-N-acetylglucosamine pyrophosphorylase 1 like 1. The coding region runs from base 1 to 1515 and encodes 504 amino acids. Lineage: Eukaryota; Metazoa; Chordata; Mammalia; Artiodactyla; Physeteridae. Gene Ontology annotation, biological process: UDP-N-acetylglucosamine biosynthetic process. The record is from RefSeq and is a predicted model, not a curated record. Gene Ontology annotation, molecular function: UDP-N-acetylglucosamine diphosphorylase activity. The transcript has 9 exons.